CUUUGGAGAUUUCUCUCCAAAUAAUUGAACUCUGGUUUUUCCUGUCACGUAAUAGCGAUAUUUUGUCAUCUACUCCCUCGUACUUCACAUCACAUGGUUGUGUGCUCAUAUCAGCGCCGUCUAUUUGACAAUGUUGGGAUCUCUGGAAUGCCGCUCGAUUGGCUUAUGCACUUUUAGUAUCAGAUGCCGUAGUGGCCUGUUUUUGCACGCUUCCAGGCAUUGAAGAGGGCAACGUUGCAUUUUAUGCGAUUGACAUCAUAUUUCUUAUUAUAUAAAGCAUUUACAACCUUCCCCAUUUACACAGCUGACAUCCAACCUGCCUAGUCAUGGGGUUGAACGAUGAAGUUGGUGUCAAAGAUUUUGAACACCAACCCAUGAACAUGAAGAAUCCGAGACAAGGAGGGUUUAGAGCCACCUAUUUCAUCUUUGUGAUGAUGGGGCUGGACAACAUAGGAUUUGUGGCUAAUAUGGCAAGCAUGGUUUUAUAUUUCUUGUUCAUCAUGCACUUUGACCUCUCUGGCUCUGCAACCACGACCACCAACUUUUUGGGCACGGCAUUCUUGCUGACAGUUGUCGGAGGGUUCAUCUCUGAUAGCUAUAUGACUCAUCUCAACACUUGUAUUCUCUUUGGAUCGAUUCAAAUACUGGGAUAUGUGUUGCUUAUAAUUCAAUCCCAUUACCAUAAACUGCAACCUGAGCCUUGUGGGGAGUCAACCUGCGUCCAUGGAACAAAAGCUUUGCUGUUUUAUGCUUCGAUAUGGUUGGUGGCACUUGGAGGAGGUGGAAUCAGAGGCUCUGUUCCAACUUUAGGGGCUGAUCAGUUUGACGACAAGGACCCCGAAGAACGCAGGCUUAUAGCCACCUUCUUCAAUUGGUUUCUGCUUUGCAUUACCAUUGGGGCUUCCAUUGGUGUAACAUUUGUGGUGUAUGUCAGCUCACAUGUUGGGUGGGACAAAGGUUUUAGCAUCUCCAUGUCGUGCGCAUUUGUUGGCCUUGUCUGUCUUGCAUUAGGAAAGUCAUUUUAUCGUGUUCGGGUGCCGGGAGAAAGUCCAUUGUUGAGAGUCUUGCAGGUUUUGGUGGUGACAGUGAAGAACCGGAAGGUAGAUGUUCCCAACUCGGAUGAACUCUAUGAGCUACGCCAGCGCAAGUCUCUUUCAAAUGCAGAGCUCAUCCCCCACACCAACCAGUUCAGAUUACUAGACAAGGCGGCAGUUCUGCCAAAAGGCAUGGAGGCAAGAAAAUGGAGUGUCUGCAGUGUAACGCAAGUGGAAGAAGUGAAGAUUCUGACAAGGAUGAUGCCCAUCCUCAUAAGCACCAUCUUCAUGAACACAUGUUUAGCUCAGUUGCAAACCUUUUCUGUCCAACAAGGGACAAUCAUGAACACACUCAUUGGCAGAUUGAAUGUCCCACCAGCCUCAAUUCCCGUGAUUCCUUUAGUGUUCAUGUCCCUUCUCAUACCCGUCUACGAAUUCGCCUUCGUGCCGAUUUUGCGCAAAAUCACCGGUCACCCCAACGGCAUAACUCAUUUGCAGAGAGUGGGGGUUGGACUUGUCCUCUCUGCAAUCUCAAUGGGAAUAGCAGGCAUCAUAGAGGUGAAGAGGAAGCAUGAAUUCGUCCACCACAAUUAUCGCAUCAGCCUCUUCUGGCUUGGUUUCCACUAUGCCAUCUUUGGAAUUGCUGACAUGUUUACAUUCGUGGGGCUGCUGGAGUUUUUCUACAAGGAGGCUCCUCCCGGCAUGAGAUCCCUUUCCACCUCCUUCAGCUGGCUCUCUCUGUCCAUUGGCUUCUUCUUGAGCACGGUGUUCGUUGAGCUCAUCAACUUGGUCACCGGUAAGCUCAGUAAGAGCAAGACCGGGUGGCUUGCAGGGCGUGACAUGGACAAGAAUCACCUGGAGCGCUUCUACUGGUUCUUGGCAGUUCUCAGCAUCCUUAAUUUUGCAAAUUAUGUGUUUUGGGCAAAAUGGUACAAGUAUAAAACUGAUGUUCCCAUUGAUGAAGAGAUGCUACUCAGAUCAAGCCAAGCAGGCAGCGUAGAUCAGUCAUUGUCUGCUAGUACUCUGAGCUUUAUAACUAAAAACCAAGCCGCCCCCAUGAACCAAGAACAAGAAGAUCAGAAAAAGAAUGUGGUUUAAGUAAUCUUACAUGCAUGACAACUUAAUAUGUAUGCUCUACUGAUUAAUAAAUUAAGUACUUUCUCAUGUAUAUUUGAAGUGUUCAUGCAUGAAUGGUGGGCAAGAUUCAGAACUAAAUGUUUUCUUGGAUUUAAUAUCUUUUAUCAGUUGGGAGUCUGGCAUAUUGAGUAUCUUUCUCUUGUACUAAUCGACUAGCAGCAAAGAGCUAUCCUGAGAACGGCCAUUUUCUUU
Messenger RNA from Corylus avellana, 2363 nucleotides. Its product is annotated as protein NRT1/ PTR FAMILY 4.6. NCBI's taxonomy places the organism in Eukaryota, Viridiplantae, Streptophyta, Magnoliopsida, Fagales, Betulaceae. Gene Ontology annotation, biological process: transmembrane transport. The record is from RefSeq and is a predicted model, not a curated record. Gene Ontology annotation, cellular component: membrane. Gene Ontology annotation, molecular function: transmembrane transporter activity.